Syzygium oleosum is the source of this 2196-nucleotide messenger RNA. RefSeq lists its product as uncharacterized. NCBI's taxonomy places the organism in Eukaryota, Viridiplantae, Streptophyta, Magnoliopsida, Myrtales, Myrtaceae. The transcript has 4 exons. The coding region runs from base 140 to 1849 and encodes 569 amino acids. The record is from RefSeq and is a predicted model, not a curated record.
CCACCGCUUCCCCGCACACUGACCGAAGGCGAAACGAACACACUCCCCCUCGCCUCUAUAUAUAAACCUCCUCCUCCUCCUCCUCCUCCUCCGCUGCUGCUGCUCCUCCUCUUCCUGGCUCUCCUCCUUUGCCCUAGCAAUGGACGAAUCCGAGAGCAUGGUGGCGUUGAAGAAGGCGUACGCGGAGAUCAUCCUGAACACGGCGAAGGAGGCGGCGGCUCGCGUGAUGGCGUCCGAGCGCAGGGCGCUCCGGGUGCAGCAUGAUCUGAAGGCCACCAAGGAGGAAGGCCUCCGAAUGCUGCUCCGCUUGAAGCGGAUGAUGGAUGCCAAGAUAGCCGAAGCAGAAACAACGUCUGUGAGCCAAAGGGGAAAGAUUCAAGAGCUUGAAGCGCAGCUACAGGAGGCAGAAGACAAGAUCCUAGACCUCAGAGUAGAGUUGAGGAAUGUGCAGGAUGAAUUGGAGAAGGCAAGGAAAAACCAAAUAGGACAAAAUCCAGAGGAACUAUCAUUACCUAGUAAGGAUGGAACUCCAGAGAAUCAUGUUAACUCCUUUCAAUCCAUUGUACCCUAUUCAUCUGACUCAGAGCUCGAAAUUGUGGCUCCUCUGGAGGAUGUGUCCUUGGUUAACAUAGCCUGGGACCGCAAGAGCUGCAAUGGAAGAAAGCAGGCCCGACAAUUGUUUGAUUUGCCUUUGGAGGAUGGUCGUGAUCAAAGCCCAGAUUUAGCUUCCAUAAUCAUGGCAAGAAGAAAGGAGCCUGAGCUGUACCGGAAUGGAUGUACACAGAGAGUCCGUGCAUUUGAAGGACACAUGCUGGAUCGAACUUUAGGAGCUGUAGAAACUUCCCCAGCAGUUUAUGCUCUGGACUGCAAGAGAAGUAAUAAAGCUUCCAUGGACGAAACCCUGGAAGUGGCAGAGAAGCUACCUGGGAAAGAAUUGAAUAAAACUUCAAAGGUCCCAACUAGAAGAAGAAGAGGGGCACAACUUAGAAAGUACAAAGCUACUUCACAAAGACCCUCUUCUAGUAAGCUCAUGAAGUGUUCUCAAACUCCAGUUCUUUCUGGCCGCAAGUCAUGCUCAACAAAUGACAGUGUUAAAUCUGGUGAAAUUGCUCAUUCUGGAGUCUCUUUGAGGGCUGAAAAGGUGAAAGAGCUGAAAAAUCCCUUAGGGUUGCAGGAUAUGUUGCAGAGUAAUCGUAACUACCUUGCUGACGGUAUAGUUCUCAAAGGCAAGAGAAAGAGGAUAGCUAGAGGAAGGAAGUGUCUUCCUGACCAGCUCACUUCAACUACUAAACCAUCUAUUCUUCGUCGUUGUAAGGCUGAUCAACUUGAUGCCAACUUUACUUCUGCUGAUGCUCGGCCAAAGGAAACUGAAAAGGGUUUAUUGCCCAACUUGGAUGCAGGCCUUGUUGUAGGAAACGGAGAUUCUACAUUGCAAUCAAGAAAUAACAGAAUGAUUGUCAGGGAAGAAGACUUUAUAGAUGACUCUGAGUCAGUGAAGAAGGAAAUUAGUGGUGCGGAGAUUCUGAUGUUUCAAGAUGGUAAAUUAGACAUCGGAAUGACUGAUGUGAGAGUCCUGGAUUCAGAGAUGAAUAGUGGAGGAUUUACUCAAACUAACAACUCGACGCCUCUCAAGUACACCUUCCAGAGAAAGCGCAGAAGAGAGCCCUCAAACCAUACUGAUGAAAAUGCUGCACCCCGAAAGAGUAAAGUGAAGAAGAAAAAGGAGGAUACGGAAGAUGACGUUCAAGAGCCAAAAGAAUCUGACGCAAUGAAUGAGUCGUCAAGGGACAGUCGGAGACUCGCUCAAGUAGCUCGCCAGCUUAUCGCUCUGUCUGGAAAGAGAUGGUAGAACCAUAGAAGCACUCGUUAAUGACUGUUUAACCCAGGAAAUGAUGGAGUUUGCUGGCAGUCCAGGCAACAGCUGACCUCUAUGAGGCCGCCCAGACAAAAUUGAAGGACUUCAAAAGAUAAGUACCGAUGCCCAAGAUGAGUUUAUUGUUAGAGGAGCAAUGGAGCAGGUCAGCACAUUCACAUGUGUCUGUAAAUCACUUAUUUACACAGCUUUAGCUAGCAACUAUUGAAUAUUCCUUUCUAUUUUUCUGUUUCGGAGCUCGGGAGUUAUCGAGAGCGGAUGCCUAUAGCUCAGUUAAAUAUCCAGAGUAGGGACUAUUAUAGUCUCUGAUUAUAUUAUGGUAA